Labeo rohita (rohu) is the source of this 1338-nucleotide messenger RNA. It is a transcript of the gene tfpi2, whose product is annotated as tissue factor pathway inhibitor 2. Gene Ontology annotation, molecular function: serine-type endopeptidase inhibitor activity. The record is from RefSeq and is a predicted model, not a curated record. The transcript has 5 exons. Bases 110 to 814 code for a protein of 234 amino acids. Lineage: Eukaryota; Metazoa; Chordata; Actinopteri; Cypriniformes; Cyprinidae.
GAAAAAUUCUCCAUUUAUAAGGCAACGAUGGGAAGAAGUCAAGUUAGAAACUUGGUCAGGCGAGUAACAUACCAGACGCGAACUUAAAAUCCAAAGUCUAGUUAUCACAAUGGCGUGUGAUAUGCUUGGAGGUCUUUUGCUUAUUGUUGCUGUACUGCAAAGCGCCGUCGGACUACAACCCAAAGAAGUUUGCCUGUUGCAGCUGGAAGAAGGAACAUGUAAUGACGACAUCCAGCGCUAUUACUACAAUACAAUCACCCAAAGCUGUGAAAAAUUCAGUUAUAGCGGUUGUGGAGGAAACGCAAACAACUUUAAGUCUAUUAUGGAAUGUAAGAAGUCAUGCUUCAGGAUACCAAAAAUCCCCCAGAUCUGUCGUUUUCAAAAGGAAGAGGGGCCCUGCCGGGGCCUCUUCAAGCGUUAUUUCUUCAAUAUGACCUCCAUGCAGUGUGAGCCUUUCACUUAUGGUGGUUGCAAAGGGAAUGCCAACAGUUUUCAAAACCUUCAGGAAUGUAUGGAAUACUGCAGACCUCCUAAAACAAUCCCUGUGAUUUGUACUGAAAACUUGGACAAAGGAAAGUGCUUAGCUUCCAUACCAAGGUAUUACUACAACUUUGCCACAAAGACAUGCGAGGAGUUCAUAUACACUGGAUGCGGAGGAAGCAACAAUAACUUCAUCUCCAAACAAAGCUGCAUGGAUGUUUGUGGUAAAAAUGGGAGCAAAAGUUGGACUCCCUCUAAAAAGUCUGUAAGAGUUCCCAAAGGAUUCCUAGGACGACAAAAGGCCCAGCCACCAAGAGAGAAGUCGGCCAAAUAAUGGUUUAUGAAUAUGGUCGUUGGCACUGUAUUACUGACAAAUAUGAUUGCACUGAUUUUUUGAAGUUUAAGGCAGCAGUUCAUACACAUCUCACUCUCUGUGUAUAUGAUAUUGAUAUUGUUUUUUAAAAAGAUUUGUUUUAUAUUUUAGUUUAAUAUUUUCAUGUAUUUUCAUGCAUUUGUAAAAUCUUUUUUAAUAAAAUAUAAAUGUACUAUUUUUAAUUAUUUGUAUUAUUACAUACAGUAUUAUGUAAAGUCUAACACUGUGUAAGCGACAAAAUAAUGUUUAACUGACAGUAAUAAACAACAGUAUUUAAUAUGCUGAUGUUUUAUACUCCAGAUAUUAAAUGUAGUAUUUUUCUCUCUUCAGCCAGAACAUGUUUAGAACAUGAUAGUGAUUUCAAAAAGCUUAAUCUAAAAAAAUACAUGAAUAUACAUUUUCAGUCAAAUCAUAUUGGGUUUCAUGACUUUAAUGACACUUGAUAUCAAAGCUAAAAAAUGACAAAUAAAGCUGGAAUACAAUCA